Talaromyces atroroseus is the source of this 1764-nucleotide messenger RNA. RefSeq lists its product as hypothetical. The transcript has 2 exons. The record is from RefSeq and is a predicted model, not a curated record. Gene Ontology annotation, biological process: secondary metabolic process. The coding region runs from base 1 to 1764 and encodes 587 amino acids. Gene Ontology annotation, molecular function: CoA-ligase activity. NCBI's taxonomy places the organism in Eukaryota, Fungi, Ascomycota, Eurotiomycetes, Eurotiales, Trichocomaceae.
AUGGUCGUCAAAUCCAAGUAUACAAUCGACAUCCCCCAACACAGCUUUCCCACCCUCAUCUUCGGCUCUCCGGAAGACACUCUCCCCGACGACAAACCCUAUCUCCUCGACCACCUCAACCCAGAAACACGCUUCCUGACUCGCCACUCCUUCCGACUAUGGAGUCAGCGGUUUGCCGCUGGUCUACAAAAUGCCGGUCUGGCACAGGGCGAUAGGGUCGUCGUCUUCAGCACAAACAGAAUUUCCUUCCCCGUGGUGUUCAUGGGCGUCAUCAUGGCCGGCGGCAUUUUCAGUGGAUGCAACCCAGCAUAUUCGCCGCAGGAAUUGGCGCAUCAGAUGCGAGACGCAGAUCCAACGUUUGUCCUGAGCCAGGAUGGCGACGCGCUGCGCACUUGUCUGGAGGCAUCUAGGAUCGUAGGCCGGGGACAUGAAAGGAGGACGUUUGUGUUUGAUCACAAUCUAAGCCCGCCCACUGAUCUAUCGACACAGCAGAAACAACAAUCAAACAUUCCGCACUGGACAUCAUUGAUAGCAUCCGAGGCAGAAGGUGCGAGAUUUGCAUGGAACCCAUUAAUGGAGCCCAACGAAGCGCGCAACACAGUCAUGGCCCUGAACUACUCAUCUGGCACAACCGGGCUCAGCAAAGGCGUGGAAAUCACGCAUGGGAACUACGUUGCCAACGUCAUUCAGUACAACCACUACCUCUGCCAGCACGUAGACUAUGAAAUGAAGCACCGGAGCAAAGAACAAUGGCUCUGCUUCCUACCGCUAUACCACGCCAUGGCACAGAUGCUAUUCCUCGGUGUGGCUCAGUACCGGCGCACCCCGGUGUAUAUCAUGGAGAAAUUCGAUUUUUUGACUGUGCUGAGGAACGUGGAGAAAUAUCGUGUUUCGCAUCUGAUUAUCGUGCCGCCGGUGGUGGUCAUGCUUGCUAAGCAUCCAGAAACAAGGAAAUUUGACCUGAGUUCUGUGCGGUUUGUCGGUUCUGGAGCUGCGCCACUGAGUAGGGAGGUGUCGGAAGAGGCUGAGAGUGUGUGGCCAAAGGGAGCAAUCAAUAUCAAGCAAGGCUGGGGGAUGACCGAAGCUACUUGCUCAUUACUCGGGUGGAAUCCAAGCCAAACCAGCAAAGACAACAGCGUAGGCUGGCCCAACGCCAACUCCGAAGCCAAAAUCAUGUCCUUACCAGACGAGCAUUCAUCAUCUAACGAUCCUCCCAAAGAACUCGGCCCCAACAAAACAGGCGAACUCUGGGUCCGCGGCCCUCAAAUCAUGAAGGGAUACUGGCGCAACCCGCGCGCAACCGCCGAAACCCUAACGGCUGACGGAUGGCUACGGACGGGGGACAUUGGGUAUUAUGACGACGAGAACAAAUUCUAUAUCAGCGGACGACUGAAGGAACUCAUUAAGGUCAAGGGUCUCCAGGUUGCGCCUGCAGAGCUAGAUGGGGUUUGUCUUGAGACUGAGGGAGUCGCGGACGCAGCUGUUGUUGGGGUGACGCUGACUAGUUCACAUGGACGACAGGAGGAGCAUCCCCGUGCGUAUAUUGUUCUGCAACAGGGCGCUCAAGCGUCGCAGGAUACGGCGGAUCGGAUAGUUGCGGAGGUGAAUGGGAAGUUGUCGCCUCAUAAGAGGAUCACUGGCGGAGUGGUUUUUGUCGAUGCGCUGCCGAAGAAUGCGAGUGGGAAGAUUUUGAGACGGCUUUUGAGGGAGCGUGCGCAGAAGGAGGCACAAAUGGAGCAGGGGAGGGCUAAAGCAAUGCUAUAA